This is a messenger RNA of Struthio camelus australis, 991 nucleotides long. It is a transcript of the gene CIMIP2B, whose product is annotated as ciliary microtubule inner protein 2B. The record is from RefSeq and is a predicted model, not a curated record. NCBI's taxonomy places the organism in Eukaryota, Metazoa, Chordata, Aves, Struthioniformes, Struthionidae.
ACUAGGGCCCUGCUCCUAGCCAGUGAGGGCUCUGCAAACCAUGGCUGCAGCCUUUGCUCCGAAGAGGAGCCAGGACCUGAUGACUCCCGAGCCCCACUACAUCCCUGGCUACACUGGUUACUGCCCUCACUACAAGUUCAGCAUGGGGAAGACUUACGGGCAGCAGACGUCCCAGCUCCUGACCAGCCCAGAGGUCCUGCGCUCCUGCCAGCUGGUGCUGCAGCCGACUCGCUGGUCCUGCCGAGGCACUGAGCCCCAAAACCUGCCAGGGAAGCCAGGAGCCUGCUGUGGGGCAGGCACUCAGUCGCUGAGCUCCAUCAUCAUCCCUGGAUAUACAGGAUUCAUCCCCAGAGCCCAGUGCUUCUUUGCCAAGACCUACUCCGAGAUCUGCAAGGAGGCCAGGAGCGACUUUGCCAAGCAGAGGCUGAGAGCUGCCGGCAAGGAGCAAGCCUGGCUGAAGACACGGACGCUGCUGCAGGACCCCACGCAGGAGAGCAAUGUGAGACGGGCUGGGGAUCUCACAGCUGACCCCCUAGGGCCAGGCUGCCACCAGGGCCACCCAGCCGCAGCAGCAGCAUUGGCAGCCUCUGCCCCAUAUGCAUUGCUGCACACCUUCCAGCCACAGUGCUCCCCCUACUCCAUGGAGGAUGAUGACCCCCAAAAAUAUUUCAUUUCAGGCUUCACGGGCUUUGUGCCUCGUGCCCGGUUCCUGAUUGGGACAGGCUACCCGAUAACCACCAACCGGGCCCUGGUUGAGUUUAGUCAGAUGGCCCUGAAGAAAGGAGACAGGAGUGAGACCAAGGAAGGCAGCACUAUCCUCCCACCUCUGGGAAAGACUUACCCAAGGGAGACGGGCCUGCCACCUCACUACACGGGCUACGUCCCAGGUUACAAGUUCCAGUUUGGCCACACUUAUGGCCACCUUACUAACAACGCCCUGAGCGUGAGCACCGUCAAGAAGCAGAUGCCAGACUAAGAAUACUGGUCAGGC